UCCCCUCAUUUCAUUGCUCUUUGUGCCUGUUUGUGCUGAGUAGCACGGCUUAUCUACAUGUAGUCAGGUGAGAUGACAGCUGUUAGCUAACUUUGCUGUGACCCGAGUAACGGUGCCAUCCAGCAGCUCCUGGAUCAGUUAGCGAGGACCGUUAGCGGUCCCUCGCCCGUAGUUUGGGAACCACUGUCCCGGACAGCCCGACCUCUGCUCUCCGGCUCUCUGCCUCCGACUCCGCCUCUCUCAGCACCAACACACGAGCGACCGCCACCCCGAAGCCCCUUCCAGCUCCAGCCUGUACUCCCUAACCCGGAUUCCCAAGGCGAACCCAGCCCUCUGACGAUAGAAGUACUCCUCGUUUUGUCUGAAGAAAAAAAGUGAGGGUUUAAAGUUACAAUUAGACAAAAGUGCGGUAUCUGUAGCGGAGAAGUUUUUCUUCUUUGCCCCCAGUUUUUGGCCCCGCGGCGGGGCAGGACAGUAAGAGCAGCCCGGGGGAAACGGAGCCCGUAUGAUGUGGAUCUGGUACCUUCUGCUUGGUUCUGGGUCAGGCUCAAGGACUGUAGAGAGCCAACUGCUCCCAGGGAAUAACUUCACCACAGAGUGCAACAUUCCUGGAAACUUCAUGUGUGGAGAUGGGAAGUGCGUCCCAGGUGGAUGGCAGUGUGACGGACUGCCCGACUGCUUCGACAAGAGCGACGAGAAAGGCUGUCCUAAGGUCAAGUCAAAGUGUGCCCCUACAUUCUUCGCCUGCGCCAAUGGCGUCCACUGCAUCAUCGGACGCUUCCGCUGUAACGGCUUCAGCGACUGUCCUGACGGGAGUGACGAGGAGAACUGCAGCAACCCCUUGGUGUGCUCGGAGGCUCGCUUCAAAUGUCGAAAUGGCCACUGUGUAGAUCGCAGUUUCUUGUGCAACGGCCAGGACAACUGUCAGGACAACAGCGACGAGGAGCUCUGUCUGACUACAGCAGAGGCUCCGGGGCAGGACUUUGUGACAUUGGACUAUCGCCUACGCUACUACCCCAGCAUCACCUACGCCGUCAUUGGCAGUGCCGUUAUCUUUGUCCUGGUGGUGGCAUUGCUGGCCUUGGUGCUCCACCACCAGAGGAAGCGCAGUGUCCUGCUGCCCAGGGGCGUAAGAGGUAGCUCACACCACCAUCACCACCACCAGCCCUUGCUGCUGUCCCGUCUGGUCAUCUUGGACCGGGGUCACGUCCACCCUGGGGGUCCGGGUCUCUCCACCGGCUCCCCCGCCACAUCAGGCCAAUACCGCUCAACUCCUCAGGCGCUGCAGCUGCUGUCUGGUACCCUGUAUCCCUCAGGACUCUCCAUGGACUCACCUCCGUCAUACUCACAGGCCGUUCUGGAUGUCAGUCGGCCUCCCUGGUUUGAUCUCCCUCCUCCUCCGUACCUCUCAGAUGGGGAGCUUCCAUCCGAGGGUGAGCUGCCUCAAUACGAGAGCCCACAAGACCCAGUGAGCCACCUCAUAGCACAUCCCUCUGCACCCUCCACACCCCGAACUGUGGCCUCGGGCACCCAGCCAUGUUCAAGCUCCACAGAGGAGUCAGACCAGCUGUAGCCACUCUGUUGUAGACCUUAGAGACCGUAGUUAGACUGCAGAGACUGCAGGACUUAAGGACCAGGCUGCAGGGCCACAUCAGGCCAGGACAGUCCACAGCAGGGACCUGCUGAGGAGAAUCAAGAGGGACUGAGAGACUGUAGACUGAAGAGAUAAAGAGAGCCCUUAACUCGCUGCCUAUACAUCAACCAUCUGAAGCACUGGACUGGGACAAGCUCGGUGUGCUAGGCUGAGCUUGUAUGUUGGCUCCCCCUACUGGAGUCAUGGCUGCACUACACCUUAAUAAGCCACACAUUUGUUGAUGUCACUUAAGUUGUGUAUGAUACCUAACAGUGAAAACAACCUGCAUUUCCAUAAAAGUAGGAAUUAAACUGCCAUUAAUUGACAUAAUCAUUAACAUAUUAAAUAUGAUAAUAUAUAAUAAAAGCACCUGAACUAGUCAUUGUGUUAUAGAUAGAGUGGUGUGGUUCUCCUUUGUGUAACACACAAAGCACUUGGAUAGCUGAGUCGAAGUUAUGCGCCAUUUUCUGGUACUCCUCACUGUACUUAUCAAAUAUACAAUAUUUUCCAUAGUGAGGUUUACAUUUAUACCUAACUUUUAUUGUGUUAAAAUUGCAAAAUACCUGAGCGCUAGAUAAAAUGCAUACUGUUGGGAAUUACUUCUACAUUUGAUGACUUAAUGUCCAUGGAGAACUUUAGUAAUGCCUUAUUCUUACUGAAGCUGAUACAUGUUUAGACAAUGCAGCAGUGUUCUGUGAGAUUUUUAAUAGUAUAACAAAAACACAUACAGUUGUGACAUAGAAGAGCAGCUCAGAGGUACUCAGCAUUGAUGUGAGCAGUACUAGAUUACAUGGCCACAGUGAAGUGAUCAUAGUAGAAAUGAACAUUUUGUAACUUCUUCAGUGGUAUUUCAUGCUUAUAAUAGUGCAGCGUUUCCACUGAGCAGUUGAAAGAUGUUGCUGAGAGAUAUAUCUCAACAACAUCUUGUGCUUUUUCUCGAUUUUCUUACAUCUAUUGUUGUUAUUUGGUUAAAUUCAAGCUAAAAAAUGUGAAGAGAUCCAGUGAGCUCCUUUGAAAUAAUACUGAGUAGAUAUUAAGUAAUUUUCAUUAGUCAUUCCUCUAAGCAAAAUAACCGCCUCUGUUGGUAAAGAUGACUUUUUAUUACAUUUCUGAUUGAAGACCAUUAAUGUUUUUUAUGUAGAGGCAGAAAUGAAAUGCAGCUGAUGUUGUUGAGGCCUUAUUCUGUGCCAGUUCAGCCCUUGGUGCCUUUGUACAUGAUAUGUUUGUAGGCUCAAAAAGCCUUUUUAAAACCUCUGAAGAGAGCAGCCUGGUCUGGUACUUUACAGUAAGCUCUCAUGACAACACACAUUUAAGAAUGUCUUCUCUUAGAUCAGAUUGUUCAGAUUUUGCUUGAGAUUUUUUCAUGUAUAUAACUAGUUGUGAAUCAUUCAGGAAGAUCAGCCUCAGUAGUAUUAGACAGUGAAUGAUGAAAUAUGUAUCUGAAAUAUCCAUAUCUGAAGGAUCUGUGUUUAUAAAUGUACUAUUGUCUAUUUACCUUUGUUUGUUCAUUUCAAAGUGGUUUGUUCAAUGCUGUAUAUAGGAGAGAGGGAAAGUAAAGAAAUCUAUUUAAAAGUAGAGUUUAAAGUGAGAGAUGAAUGUGUAAUUGUAGUUGUGCUUAACAAUUUUGUUUUCCUUUCCAGCAGUGAUAAUGCAGGCACAAGAAGAACGAUCAAACCAAAGAUAAUCACCUUAAGGCUAUUACCCUCCAAAGGAAUGAUUAUGCGUUGCAACUUUUUGUGCUGUUCUUACAUGAGAAUAUAUGAAAGGCUUAUUGAGUAAAACUCAACUCGUUAUAUGCUGUAAAACUGGAAAAAACUUUUUAGGACAAAAUUUAUGCCAGUCUGUUCUGUUUGUAUCUCGGUUCUGUUUUAAGGAAUGUUUAAGAUCAAAUUCCUUUGAGGUUCCUGUGAGGUUAGUUAUUAAUGUAUUUGUGACUUUGCCCACCAUUGUAUUUUUAUCCCUUGUAAUUGGCAUUGAAAGUAAUAUAAAAUUCUGACUGGGA
Scatophagus argus is the source of this 3635-nucleotide messenger RNA. It is a transcript of the gene ldlrad3, whose product is annotated as low density lipoprotein receptor class A domain containing 3. The record is from RefSeq and is a predicted model, not a curated record. Gene Ontology annotation, biological process: receptor-mediated endocytosis. Gene Ontology annotation, molecular function: protein binding. The transcript is spliced from 6 exons. Bases 506 to 1573 code for a protein of 355 amino acids. NCBI's taxonomy places the organism in Eukaryota, Metazoa, Chordata, Actinopteri, Scatophagidae. Gene Ontology annotation, cellular component: plasma membrane.